This is a messenger RNA of Formica exsecta, 3971 nucleotides long. It is a transcript of the gene pic, whose product is annotated as DNA damage-binding protein 1. Gene Ontology annotation, biological process: DNA repair; proteasome-mediated ubiquitin-dependent protein catabolic process. The record is from RefSeq and is a predicted model, not a curated record. The coding region runs from base 215 to 3640 and encodes 1141 amino acids. Gene Ontology annotation, molecular function: nucleic acid binding; protein binding. NCBI's taxonomy places the organism in Eukaryota, Metazoa, Arthropoda, Insecta, Hymenoptera, Formicidae. The transcript has 5 exons. Gene Ontology annotation, cellular component: nucleus; site of double-strand break.
AGGAAGGCACCUUUGAAUUUGUGAAUCAGAUUUAAUGCUGCAUCCUCACAGGUAUCCUCUUGUAAACUAGCUUAACACCCUUGAAAUGUGACCAACUUCAUGGCGCGAUAAAUUGAAAAGUACAGAAGUACACAAGCAAAGAGAGCGCUCAGUUGAAUGGUUGAAAUUUGUGAUCAUAUGCGUAAGAGUGUUUAUCGGCUGCCAGACAUAUAUUAUGAAAGCAAUGUCCCAUCAUUAUAUAGUGACGGCGCACAAACCAACGGCUGUCACUGCCUGCGUGACUGGUAAUUUUACUUCGCCUACGGAUUUAAAUCUGAUAUUGGCUAAGAAUGUACGUUUGGAGAUAUACCUUGUAACACCAGAAGGUUUGAGACCCCUAAAAGAAGUCGGUAUCUAUGGUAAAAUAGCAGUCAUAAAAUUCUUCAGACCGCCGCACGAGAAGAAGGAUCUUCUGUUUUUAUUAACAACAAGUUACAAUGCUAUGAUUCUGGAAUGUAUGGGCGAAGGAGAAGAUAUAGAGAUUAUAACAAAGGCUCAUGGAAAUGUGGCAGAUCGUAUCGGAAAAGCUUCUGAAACUGGGAUCAAAGCUGUUAUUGAUCCAAAAGCUCGAGUAAUCGGUCUUAGAUUAUACGAUGGUCUCUUUAAGAUUAUACCCUUGGACAAAGAUAAUCCAGAAUUGAAAGCAUCUUCUAUUCGUAUGGACGAACAGCAAGUGCAAGAUGUUAAUUUUCUUCAUGGAUGCACUAAUCCUACUUUAAUUUUAAUUCAUCAAGAUAUUAAUGGUAGGCAUGUGAAAACACAUGAAAUCAAUUUGAGGGAAAAAGAAUUUUCAAAGAUACCUUGGAGGCAGGAUAAUGUAGAGCGGGAAGCUAUGAUGGUCAUUCCUGUACCUUCCCCUAUCUGUGGCGCAAUCAUAAUAGGACAGGAGAGUAUUUUAUAUCAUGAUGGUACUACAUAUGUUGCCGUAGUACCACCAAUUAUAAAGCAGAGCACUAUUACUUGCUACGCCAAAGUGGAUAAUCAAGGAUUAAGAUAUUUACUGGGAGAUAUGGCUGGUCAUUUAUUUAUGUUGUUUUUAGAGCUAGAAAAGAAGCCCGAUGGAACACAAGUGGUGAAAGACUUGAAAGUCGAGUUAUUAGGCGAAAUCAGUAUACCAGAAUGUAUAACUUAUCUGGAUAAUGGUGUAAUAUAUGUCGGUAGCCGUCUAGGUGAUUCCCAAUUGAUCAAAUUAAUUACAAAAGCAGAUGAAAAUGGAUCCUAUUGUGUACCUAUGGAAACUUUCACUAAUCUGGCACCUAUUGUCGAUAUGGCUGUAGUAGAUCUGGAAAGACAGGGUCAAGGACAAAUGGUGACGUGUUCGGGCGCUUUUAAAGAAGGUUCUCUUAGAAUUAUUAGAAACGGCAUUGGCAUACAAGAACACGCAAGUAUUGACUUACCAGGGAUUAAAGGCAUGUGGGCUCUAAAAGUUGGCGGUGGUAACUUUGAUAAUACAUUGGUAUUAUCGUUUGUUGGACAAACUAGAAUCUUGACUUUAAACGGCGAAGAAGUUGAAGAGACAGAUAUACCGGGUUUUGUCGCAGAUGAACAAACAUUUCAUACGGGCAACGUUACUAAUGAUUUAUUUAUCCAAAUAACUCCAACAUCCGCUAGAUUGAUCUCGCACGAGAGCAAAAUGGUCGUUUCCGAAUGGGAACCGCAAAAUAAAAGAACCAUCAGUGUGGUAGCCUGCAAUGGCACCCAAGUCCUUUGCGCCACAGGAAAUGAUCUGUUCUAUAUGGAAAUUUCGUGCAAUCAGAUUGUACCUAAAGGAUUCGCCACCUUGCAGCACGAAGUAGCAUGCUUGGAUAUUUCCCCUCUGGAUGGCGUAAAUGAGGCCAAAAUUGUCGCUGUUGGACUUUGGACAGACAUAUCUGUUCGUAUCUUGACUUUGCCUGGCUUAGAAGAAAUCAAUAAGGAGCUUCUCGGGGGCGAGAUUAUACCCAGAUCUAUUUUAAUGACUUGUUUCGAGGGCAACACGUACUUACUUUGCGCUCUAGGUGACGGCAGUAUGUAUUAUUUCACCUUGUACAAACAAAGCGGUAUGCUCUCGGACAAGAAAAGAGUCACCUUAGGAACACAGCCUACGGUUCUCAGAACUUUUCGAUCGCUCUCCACGACGAAUGUAUUUGCGUGCUCGGACAGGCCCACCGUAAUUUAUUCCUCGAAUCACAAGCUCGUCUUUAGCAAUGUCAAUCUCAAGGAAGUAAAUCAUAUGUGUUCCUUGAACGCGGAAUCGUAUCCCGACAGCCUGGCUUUAGCGACAGAUAGCACCGUCACGAUCGGUACAAUUGACGAAAUUCAGAAGCUGCACAUAAGAACGGUUCCGCUCGGAGAGUCUCCGAGGAGGAUCGCUUAUCAGGAAAGCUCUCAAACUUUUGGCGUUAUCACGAUGCGUGUCGACGUGCAAGAGAGCAGCGGAGUAAGUAUCGUCAGGCAUUCUGCAUCUACUCAAGCAGCUUCCAUGUCCAGUAGCAGUCACAUCGCGUCACACAACAAACCCAGUGGACACACAGCCAGCGAGAUUGGCCAAGAGAUCGAGGUACAUAAUCUUCUCAUCAUCGACCAGCAUACUUUUGAGGUCCUGCAUGCGCAUACACUAAUGCCGAGCGAGUACGCGUUAUCACUGAUCUCGACGAGAUUGGGCGAGGAUCCGACCUCUUAUUUUGUGGUCGGAACAGCGUUUAUAAAUGCCGACGAGACUGAGCCGAAAAUGGGCAGAAUAUUAUUGUAUCAUUGGAGCGACGGAAAGCUCACGCAGGUCGCAGAGAAGGAAAUCAAGGGUUCCUGCUAUUCUUUGGUAGAAUUUAACGGGAAACUUUUGGCGAGUAUCAACAGUACAGUACGAUUAUUCGAAUGGACCGCGGAAAAGGAACUCAGAUUGGAAUGCAGCCAUUUUAAUAACAUUAUAGCGCUUUAUUUAAAAACCAAGAGUGAUUUUGUCUUAGUGGGUGAUCUUAUGAGAUCCCUCACAUUACUUCAGUACAAGACUAUGGAAGGCAGUUUCGAGGAGAUAGCUAGGGACUACAACCCCAAUUGGAUGACUUCUAUUGAAAUAUUAGAUGACGAUACUUUCUUAGGGGCUGAAAAUUGUUUCAAUCUUUUUAUAUGUCAAAAGGAUAGUGCCGCGACAUCCGAAGAUGAGAGACAACAAAUGCAGGAGGUAGGCCAGUUUCAUUUAGGUGACAUGGUCAACGUUUUCCGGCAUGGUUCAUUAGUGAUGCAGAAUUUGGGAGAAUCAAGCACGCCUACGCAGGGUUGUGUAUUGUUCGGAACUGUUAGCGGUGCAAUCGGUCUUGUGACGCAAAUUCCGUUUGCGUUUUACGAAUUCCUGCGCAACUUGGAGGAUAAAUUAACCAGCGUAAUAAAAAGUGUAGGCAAAAUAGAACAUAACUUCUGGAGGAGUUUCAAGACGGAUUUAAAAAUUGAGCAAUGCGAAGGAUUUAUAGACGGUGAUUUAAUAGAAUCUUUCCUCGAUUUAAGCCACGACAAAAUGACGGAAGUUGCAAUGGGCCUUAUGAUCGAUGAUGGCAGCGGUAUGAAGAAGGAAGCGACAGUAGACGAUCUUGUAAAAAUAGUAGAAGAUCUCACAAGGAUACAUUAAAUGUUUUACAAGUAAACAAUAUUAUAAGUGUGGAAAAUAUCUAUAAGGAUACGAGAAGAUAUAAGAGAGAUUUAAAUGGCUAUUUAUGCGGGAAGGCAAACGUUUAUCUUUGUUAUUAUAUCAUUGGUAGCAUGCAAUGACAUUAAUGGCAUUACAAAAGCAGCAUGUAAUAACGUAAAUCUUCUCUUUCGCGAUCCCUAUAUCCUUUCGUAUACGUACGAAUAUAUAUAAAUACAUCACCAAUGUUGUUUUAUGAUGUUAAAGAUUGUGAAAAAAUUAAGAUUCCUCCAUCGCUCGUUUUUUAGCAUCCUUAGUGACAAGCAGUAUUUUU